This is a messenger RNA of Cuscuta epithymum, 2710 nucleotides long. The record is from the annotation of a GenBank genome assembly. NCBI's taxonomy places the organism in Eukaryota, Viridiplantae, Streptophyta, Magnoliopsida, Solanales, Convolvulaceae.
UUAUUAAUGAAGAUAGCACUGUCCAUUUCUCUUUCUCUCUCAGCUAUCAGAGUACCAGUGACGCUUCCUCUCCUUUUCUCGCCUGGCGUCAUUUUUGGGUUCUUUUCUUAACACAGUGAAGUUGGGUUUUAGACUUUUAGACUUUCUCACCAUUGUUUUAUUGUGAAAUUAUCACAAAUUUACUACCAUAAAGUAUAUUUUAAUGGAACUUGACUUCACUGGAAUUGCGCUUUUGAUGGUCUAUAAGCUUCAUUUUAGCUGUCUCCUCGGCAAAACUUUUUGCAUUUCACGGAGCACAUAAAAAGCAAUUGAUGUGCUCCUUUUGCAUUCUUCAUCUGCAUAUUGCUCUUUCAAUCUUUUUCUGAUCCGUUUCUCUCUUCAUUAGCUGUUUCAAAUUGAUAGAAAACCAUGAGGGUUUCCUUUUUCCUGCUCUCUCUCCUCGCCCUCUUCAGUCUUUCUCUUCACUUUCAAGUCUUUGCUGCUGCUCCAGCUGGGCCUCUAAUAAAGCACUUGAGUUCUCUGUUCAAAUUGACUAGCAGGACUUCUUCCUCCAAGGUUCCCCAAUCAGAAGGUGGGAAUGUACUUCAAUUUGAAGACGGGUACUUGGUUGAAACUGUGGUCCGAGGAAAUGAACUUGGGGUUGCGCCUUACAAGAUUCGUGUCUCACAGGAUGGUGAAUUAGUUGCAGUGGACGCUUCUCGGAACAACAUUGUUAAGAUUACUCCCCCGUUGUCCCAAUAUUGUAGGGCAAGAUUGGUUGCUGGUUCAUUUAAGGGUCAUAAAGGACAUGUUGAUGGGAAACCAAGUGAAGCCCGUUUCAAUAAUCCAAGAGGAGUUGUCAUGGAUGAUAAAGGGAAUGUCUAUGUUGCUGAUACAUCAAAUCUUGCCAUAAGAAAGAUUGGAGAAUCGGGUGUGACAACGAUUGCUGGAGGGAAGUCCCACAGCGCAGGGUAUAGAGAUGGGCCAAGUGAUGAAGCCCAAUUCUCAAAUGACUUUGAUGUGGUUUAUGUCCAGCAAACGUGUUCAUUGUUGAUUGUUGAUAGAGGAAAUGCAGCCAUAAGGCAAAUCUCUCUUUAUCAAGAGGAUUGUGACUACGAGCAAAGUUCCGUCUCAACCAUAGAUAUUUUUAUGGUCAUAGGUGCUGUAGUGAUAGGGUAUGCUGUAUGCAUGCUUCAGCAGGGAUUUGGCUCUACAAUUUUCUCGACUCUGGGAAAUGCAGUAGGCAGGGAAGACAAAAAACUGAUCAGGAGGGAGAAGGCGUCUCCUGUUGUUGAAAUGGGAAAGGGAGACAAUGAAGUAGUGACUGGAUGGCCAUCUUUUGGGCAGCUCAUUUGGGAUUUGGCCAAUCUCUCACUUGAAGCCGUGUCUUUCAUUUUCACCCUUCUUAAUCCACUGCAAUUCAGGAGCACUAGAGUCGGCAGUGGCCUCACUCCACUUAAAGAUUCUCUCAUCAUGCCAGAAGACGAAGAAGUAGAAGAUAAUCAGGAACGGAGAGUUUCUGCCCCAGUUUCUGAGAUCACCACUAGGCCGGUUCACCCUCAAAGUGUGGUCAACAGUAAUAAUCUGUAUAAAGAGGUUAAGACCCACAAACAUAGAUCUUCUAGUUCGAUAGAGUCACCACAGUCAACCAGGCUGCACCGAUCUACCAGGCACCAUGACUACCAAGCAUACUAUGCAUCAUCAACAAGCACUGAGGAUGCUCAGCCUUCCUAUCAGCCUGAAAUGAGGUCUAAAAGUCAGGGGGAUAAGGUAAAACAUCGCCGUCCAGAGAAAAGUGCACGCACUGGGAUGGAUCCCAAGUAUACUGGAACAAAGGGCCUAAACCCUGCUUUGGUUGAAACUGCCAGGUCUGAGCAAUACUAUAUCAGGAACAACAACCCACCCAGAUAUCAGUAGAGUACAAACCCUCCAUUUGCAUUCCCUAUACAAAGGGUAUGUUUGGCAAAUGGCUUAUCAGCCAGCUUUUAGCUUGUUUGACCCAUUUCAGCUGUUUGAUUGGUCAAAGAAGCUAAUUAAUGAUGUUUGGUAAAUGCCUUUUAAAAUUAGCUUGUUGAGUUUGAAAAGCUGAAAAAAUGGAUUGUUGAAGAAGCUAAGGGGAGCAGCUUCUUCAUUUGGCUGGUUCAAUUUACACUCUAUCAGCCAUUUUGAAACAACCAAUUUUACCAAACAGUUAUCUAUAACCAGCUAACAUAACCAGCCGGUCAAAACAGCUAACACAACCAGCUGUUAGGAAACAGCUGACACAACCAGCUAACAACAACAGCUAACAGCCAUUUGCCAAACAUACCCAAAGUUGUGAGCAUUCUAAUGCCAGAACAAGUAUAGUGGUGAAUCUCCUACUAACUUUGCUGUGUAACGAAGGACAAAUAUAUCAUAUGGCUCAGAAGUACCAAUUACCCGACUUAGCAUCUUCAUUUUCACAUAUCGUUUGUAGCUCCUAGAUGUGUGUUUUUUGUUUUGUUUAUUUAUUCAAAUCGUCUUACAUACUCCUUUUCCUUUAAAAUUAUUUCACACAGAAAGGCUUGACCAAAUAAUUCAAGAAUGAUUUGUCAAACACCCAUCCAAACAAACAAUCAUCAAAUUGAAUUGAAACCAGAUAGAGUAUACUUGUAAACACAUGUUCUGUCCUGGUUGCUGCCUGCUCAGUCGCUACUAUAUGAUUCUCUUCUAGCCUUUUUGCCUGGCUAAUGAAUACUCUAAUGUGUUUGAG